AUGUGCCUAGUCUUUAAACAACAGUGCCAGAGUUUUCUGUACAACGACGGCAGCAAGAAUUGUACAUUAGGAUCAGUGCUGGUGCCCACAUUACCGGCAAAUACCUCGCCUUCUGCCGUCACGUACAAGAUGGUUCAGUCAUGUGACCUGGCAUCAGGGUUCAAGGUCAUUACUUUAAACAAUACUAGCGCGUGUGUGUGGAUCUCACCUGUAGCGGCUAACUUCACCAGUGCUAGAGAUACCUGUAGAGCCAAACACAGUUAUGUGUAUACCCCAAAGUCUCUUGGCCAGAUGAACAUUCUAGUGAAUGUGUCAGUGUUUCAAGGUCAGCUCGUGUGGCUGGGUCUGACUGACCUUGUGCAGGAGAACGUCCUUGUGUGGGAGGAUGACGGUUACGUCAUGCCCUAUAGCCAGAGGACAGCUCUGUUCAACGAUGGUGAGCCUAGCGGGGGUGUGACCGAGAACUGUGUGGUGUUAGUGCGCCCUCCAGAUAGGCGCGCCGCUGACGUCAAAUGUUCUGAUUUAUGUCUCUUCAUGUGCGACAUUGGAGAUUUUACACAGUGA
Molecule: messenger RNA, 564 nt
Organism: Physella acuta
Lineage: Eukaryota; Metazoa; Mollusca; Gastropoda; Physidae
Product: tetranectin
Source: RefSeq, a predicted model, not a curated record